AUCAGCGGCAUGUGGCUGAUAUCCAGAAGAUACCCAGUUCCCGCAGCCCACAGGGGUACAGUGUAUGGGAUGAGCAGGCCUGUUCUGGAGAUCCAUCAGUCUAGAUGCUACUCUUCUGGAGGAAGAAAGGGUUUUAUAUCAGGUUUUGUGGAGAACAUCAAGCAGGAAUUAGCAAAAAACAAGGAGAUGAAAGAAAGCAUUAAAAAAUUCCGAGAUGAAGCCAAAAAGCUAGAAGAAUCUGAUGCGCUUCGAGAAGCCAGGAGGAAAUAUAAAACUAUUGAAUCUGAAACAGUGAAGACCUCAGAAGUGAUAAAGAAGAAACUCGAAGAAAUAACUGGUACAGUUAAAGAGAGUUUGGAUGAAGUGAGUAAGAGUGAUAUUGGCCGAAAGAUAAAGGAAGGUGUGGAAGAAGCAGCGAAAACAGCAAAGCAGUCUGCGGAGUCAGUGACAAAAGGAGGGGAGAAAUUAGGCAAGACAGCAGCCUUCAAAGCUAUUUCUCAGGGAGUAGAAACCGUUAAGAAGGAAAUAGAUGAAAGUGUUUUAGGGCAGACUGGUCCUUACAAACGUCCGGAGCGACUACGAAAAAGAACAGAAUUCUCAGGCGAGAGGAUUAAAGAGGAGCGAAUAUUUGAAGCUAAUGAGGAGGCCAUGGGUGUGGUGCUGCAUAAAGACUCAAAAUGGUAUCAGCAGUGGAAAGAUUUCAAGGACAACAAUGUGGUCUUCAAUAGGUUCUUUGAAAUGAAAAUGAAGUAUGAUGAAAGUGAUAAUGCAUUCAUUCGCGCUUCCAGAGCUGUCACAGACAAAGUCACGGACUUAAUAGGUGGAUUGUUCUCGAAGACAGAAAUGUCUGAAGUUUUGACAGAGAUACUCAAAGUGGAUCCAUCCUUUGACAAGGACCGAUUUUUAAAGCAAUGUGAAUAUGAUAUAAUCCCCAAUGUCUUGGAGGCUAUGAUAUCUGGAGAGCUUGAUAUCCUCAAAGAUUGGUGCUAUGAGGCGACUUACAGUCAGCUUGCUCAUCCAAUCCAGCAAGCCAAAGCCAUGGGUCUUCAGUUCCACUCCAGGAUUCUUGACAUUGACAACAUUGAUCUGGCUAUGGGGAAGAUGAUGGAGCAGGGACCAGUGUUAAUCAUCACUUUUCAGGCUCAGGUUGUGAUGGUAAUUAAGAACCAGAAAGGGGAGGUGGUGGAAGGUGAUCCGGACAAGGUUCUGCGGAUGCUGUACGUGUGGGCGCUCUGCAGGGACCAGGAUGAGCUCAACCCCUAUGCCGCGUGGAGGCUAUUGGACAUUUCCUCGUCCAGCACCGAGCAGGUUCUCUGA
Molecule: messenger RNA, 1317 nt
Organism: Mesitornis unicolor (brown roatelo)
Lineage: Eukaryota; Metazoa; Chordata; Aves; Mesitornithiformes; Mesitornithidae
Gene: TIMM44
Product: translocase of inner mitochondrial membrane 44 homolog (yeast)
Exons: 12
Coding region: 10-1317 (435 amino acids)
Biological process (GO): protein import into mitochondrial matrix
Cellular component (GO): mitochondrial inner membrane
Molecular function (GO): protein-folding chaperone binding
Source: RefSeq, a predicted model, not a curated record